GCCCAGCCGAACCCAGCCGAACCCAGCCGGGGCCGGGGUCUCCGGGCCGAGAUGCCCUACAAACUGAAAAAGGAGAAGGAACCUCCCAAACCUGCCAAAGGAGCACCCAAGCCCAGCAGCGGGGGCAAAGAUGGCAGCGGCGACGGCGUGGAGGAGCCUCCUCAGCCCCCGCAGCCCCCGUCCCAGCCGUCCAACAAGCGCCCGAGCAACAGCACGCCGCCCCCCACGCAGCUCAGCAAGAUCAAGUACUCGGGGGGCCCCCAGAUCGUCAAGAAGGAGCGGCGUCAGAGCUCGUCCCGCUUCAACCUCAGCAAGAACCGCGAGUUGCAGAAGCUGCCCGCCCUGAAGGACUCGCCGUCCCAGGAGCGGGAGGAGCUGUUCAUCCAGAAGCUGCGCCAGUGCUGCGUCCUCUUCGACUUCGUCUCGGACCCGCUCAGCGACCUCAAGUUCAAGGAGGUGAAGCGGGCGGGGCUGAACGAGAUGGUGGAGUACAUCACGCACAGCCGCGACGUGGUCACCGAGGCCAUCUACCCGGAGGCCGUCAUCAUGUUUUCGGUUAACUUGUUCCGGACCCUGCCACCCUCAUCCAACCCCACCGGGGCGGAGUUUGACCCCGAGGAGGACGAGCCCACGCUGGAGGCCGCCUGGCCCCACCUCCAGCUCGUCUACGAAUUCUUCCUCCGCUUCCUCGAGUCUCCGGAUUUCCAGCCCAACGUGGCCAAAAAAUACAUCGACCAGAAGUUUGUCCUCUCUCUCCUGGACCUGUUUGACAGCGAGGACCCCCGCGAGCGGGACUUCCUCAAGACCAUCCUGCACCGCAUCUACGGCAAGUUCCUGGGGCUGCGGGCUUACGUGCGCCGGCAGAUCAACCACAUCUUCUACAGGUUUAUCUACGAGACAGAGCAUCAUAACGGCAUCGCCGAACUGCUGGAGAUCCUGGGCAGCAUCAUCAACGGCUUCGCCCUACCCCUGAAGGAGGAGCACAAGAUGUUUCUCAUCCGCGUCCUCCUUCCCCUGCAUAAAGUCAAGUCCCUGAGCGUCUAUCACCCCCAGCUGGCAUACUGCGUGGUUCAGUUCCUGGAGAAGGAGAGCAGUCUCACCGAGCCGGUCAUCGUGGGGCUGCUCAAGUUCUGGCCCAAGACGCACAGCCCCAAGGAGGUCAUGUUCCUGAACGAACUGGAGGAGAUCCUGGACGUCAUCGAGCCGUCCGAAUUCAGCAAGGUCAUGGAACCGCUCUUCCGCCAGCUGGCCAAGUGCGUCUCCAGCCCCCACUUCCAGGUGGCGGAGCGGGCCCUCUACUACUGGAACAACGAGUACAUCAUGAGCUUGAUCAGCGACAACGCCAGCCGCGUCCUGCCCAUCAUGUUCCCCGCCCUGUACCGGAACUCCAAAAGCCACUGGAACAAGACCAUCCACGGCCUGAUCUACAACGCCCUGAAGCUGUUCAUGGAGAUGAACCAGAAGCUGUUCGACGACUGCACGCAGCAGUACAAAGCGGAGAAGCAGAAGGGCCGCUUCCGGGUGAAGGAGCGGGAGGAGAUGUGGCACAAAGUGGAGGAACUGGCCCGGCUCAAUCCCCAGUAUCCCAUGUUCCGGGCCCCCCCGCCGCUGCCUCCCGUCUACUCCAUGGAGACGGAGACGCCCACGGCCGAAGACAUCCAGCUCCUGAAGAGGACGGUAGAGGCAGAGGCUGUGCAGAUGGUGAAAGACAUGAAGAAGGAGAAGGUGCUGCUGCGGCGGAAGUCCGAGCUGCCCCAGGACGUCUACACCAUCAAGGCGCUGGAGGCCCACAAGCGGGCCGAGGAGUUCCUGACGGCCAGCCAGGAGGCCCUCUGACGCCCCCGCCCAGGGACCUUGCCCACCGUGGACGCCACUCGCCCCGAUCCGAGGCCCGGAGCCGCCGCCGCCGCCGCCCCUGCCCCCUGUC
This is a messenger RNA of Tachyglossus aculeatus (Australian echidna), 1927 nucleotides long. RefSeq names its product protein phosphatase 2 regulatory subunit B'delta (gene PPP2R5D). Bases 52 to 1836 code for a protein of 594 amino acids. NCBI's taxonomy places the organism in Eukaryota, Metazoa, Chordata, Mammalia, Monotremata, Tachyglossidae. Gene Ontology annotation, biological process: signal transduction; protein dephosphorylation. Gene Ontology annotation, cellular component: nucleus; cytosol; protein phosphatase type 2A complex. The record is from RefSeq and is a predicted model, not a curated record. Gene Ontology annotation, molecular function: protein phosphatase activator activity. The transcript has 16 exons.